AUUGCGGCAGAUGUUCUACAGCCCUGGAAGAGGGCGAAGAUGUGGGAAAAGGACGAAGACCCGCAAGAGGGCGAAGAAAAGAAAAUGGUCAAAUCAACAAUUCAACAAUUUUCAAGUUUCAAAUUUCACAAUAAUUCAUUCAAUAGAUCAACCUUUCGCCACGAGGUGCCAGGUCUGUUUGAAGAUUUUUAAUCUUGUUUAUUUUCUCAAAAUUUAUUCUCACCACUAG
Molecule: messenger RNA, 229 nt
Organism: Anisakis simplex (herring worm)
Lineage: Eukaryota; Metazoa; Nematoda; Chromadorea; Rhabditida; Anisakidae
Source: the annotation of a GenBank genome assembly